Choloepus didactylus (southern two-toed sloth) is the source of this 693-nucleotide messenger RNA. Its product is annotated as synaptosomal-associated protein 23-like. The record is from RefSeq and is a predicted model, not a curated record. The transcript is spliced from 2 exons. The coding region runs from base 1 to 693 and encodes 230 amino acids. Gene Ontology annotation, cellular component: plasma membrane; synaptobrevin 2-SNAP-25-syntaxin-1a-complexin I complex. Gene Ontology annotation, molecular function: syntaxin-1 binding; SNAP receptor activity. Gene Ontology annotation, biological process: exocytosis; synaptic vesicle priming; synaptic vesicle fusion to presynaptic active zone membrane. Lineage: Eukaryota; Metazoa; Chordata; Mammalia; Pilosa; Megalonychidae.
AUGAAAGAAGGAGAAUGGCCUGACACCUAUGGAAACUGCCUGAGGAUCCCACAACAGGCCACAGGACCCAUCAGCUUCCUCGACCCGCUGAGGGCUCACCAGGUUACCAAUGAGUCUCUGGAAACUACAAGGAGAAUCCUGGGUUUAGCCAUUGAGUCUCAGAGUACAGGAAUAAAAACGAUCACUAGGCUCGAUGAACAAGGAGAACAACUAAACCGCAUUGAAGAAGGUAUGGACCAAAUAAAUAAAGACAUGAGGGAAGCAGAAAAGACUUUAACAGAACUCAACAAGUGCUGUGGACUUUGUGUCUGCCCAUGUAAUAGGACAAAGAACUUUGAGUCUGAUAAGGCCUAUAAGGCAACAUGGGGUGAUGGUGGAUACAACUCAUCUAGCAAUGGAAUAUCGAAGCAGCCAAGCCAGGUGACAAAUAGUCAGCCUCAGCAAGCAGCCACAGGAGCAGCCUCUAGAGGAUACAUUAAACAUAUAACUAACAAUGCCAGAGAAGAUGAAAUGGAGGAGAACCUGGCUCAGGUCGGCAGUAUCCUGGGAAAUCUAAAAAACAUGGCCCUGGACAUGGGCAAUGAGAUUGAGGCUCAAAAUCAACAAAUACAUCGGAUCACAGAAAAGGCUGACACCAACAAAGAUCGUAUUGAUAUUGCCAAUGCCAGAGCAAAGAAACUCAUUGACAGCUAA